Messenger RNA from Aspergillus lentulus, 1743 nucleotides. RefSeq names its product WD40 repeat domain-containing protein. Gene Ontology annotation, molecular function: protein binding; mRNA binding. Gene Ontology annotation, cellular component: catalytic step 2 spliceosome. Lineage: Eukaryota; Fungi; Ascomycota; Eurotiomycetes; Eurotiales; Aspergillaceae. Gene Ontology annotation, biological process: mRNA splicing, via spliceosome. The record is from RefSeq and is a predicted model, not a curated record.
AUGGCAUCAUUAUUAGGUGCCGACUACUACUCCAGCGACGAUGACGCCACAACACCCCAGGUCGCAACGGCGACCCCAGCGACCAAGGUCGUCGCUGCGCCCGAAGUGAACACAGAGGAUCCAGUGCACAUGCAGAUCAUGCUGGCUAACACCACGUCCAACGCCCUCACUUACAACGCAACAUAUGACGAUCUCUCACGACCGUCGCAAGGGCCGGCGAACCCCUUCAAGCCAGCCGGCUCUGCCGGCGGCCUGAAACGCAAAAACGUCCCGACCGGAUUCGCCGAAGAGGCCGCCAUCAGCGAGGCAACGUUCGCCGCGCAGCACCGCACAUUCCAGAGUCUGGGAUACACGCGAAACCCCUCGGCGCCGGACCAGUUUGUGGGGAAUUUGAACAGUGCGGCAGAACAUGGAGGCCGAGACGUGAUCCAGAUGAAGCCGUCCAAGGAGGUGUCUGCGGCGCUGCGCGCCAAGCGGCAGAAGAAGGGCGACCCCAGCAUCGUCGAGGGCGAGGGCGCGUAUCUGGGACCCUGGGCGAAGUACCAGGACGACGACCGUGUCUACGAGGAGGAAGCCGCCUUGGCGGGUCAGGAGCUGGGAACGGACGAGGAGUUCGUGGAGGAGGACGAGGAGCUGGCGCCGGCACACAUGCCCGCCAUGAGCAAGGCGGCGACCGAAUACCAGGACGACGCGUCCAAGGUGGAAACGACCGAAUUCCACGGCAGCGAGCAAUUCGACUAUCUGGGACGGACGUACAUGCACGUCCCGCGGGACCUGGACGUCGACCUGGAAAAGGAGGUCGGCAGCAUCAAGAAUUAUGUGCCCAAGAAGCUCAUCCACACCUGGAAAUCGCACACCAAGGCCAUCACUUCGCUGCGCUUCUUCCCCACCUCCGGCCACCUGCUUCUCUCGUCCGCUGCUGACGGCAAAGCCAAGAUUUGGGAUGUGUAUCACUCCCGGGAGCUCCUGCGGACCUUUUCGGGCCACUCCAAGGCUAUAACCGACACGGACUUCCACCCGUCCGGCAAGACCUUCCUGACAGCCUCGUACGACCGCCAGAUGAAACUCUGGGACACCGAGUACGGCAAGUGCAUCGCACGCUUCUCCACAGGCAAGACACCGCACGUCCUGCGCUUCAACCCGGGCGCCGACCACUCCCACGAGUUCCUGGCCGGCAUGUCCGACAAGAAGAUCGUGCAGUUCGACACGCGCUCCGGCGAGCUGGUGCAGGAAUACGACCACCACCUGGCGGCCAUCAACACCAUCACUUUCGUCGACGAGAACCGCCGCUUCAUCUCCACCUCGGACGACAAGUCCCUGCGCGCCUGGGAGUACGGCAUCCCCGUGCCCAUCAAGUUCAUCGCGGAACCGUACAUGUUCGCCCUGACGCGCGCGGCGCCCCAUCCAAACGGCAAGUAUGUCGCCUUCCAGUCCGGCGACAACCAGAUCGUCGUGUACGGCGCCACGGACAAAUUCCGGCAGAACCGCAAGAAGAGUUUCCGCGGCCACAAUAACGCCGGGUACGCUGUUGAUGUGAAGAUCUCGCCCGACGGCCAGUUCGUCGCGUCCGGUGACAGCGGCGGCUACGUCUGUUUCUGGGACUGGAAGACGGGCAAGAUGUACCAUAAGAUCAUGGCCGGUGGGAAAGAGGGCGGUGCCACCACGUGUCUGGACUGGCAUCCCCAGGAGACGAGUAAAGUGGUUACGGGUGGAUUGGAGGGCGUCAUCAAAUACUGGGAUUAA